Neurospora hispaniola is the source of this 699-nucleotide messenger RNA. RefSeq names its product ribosome biogenesis protein Nop16. Gene Ontology annotation, cellular component: nucleolus. Gene Ontology annotation, biological process: ribosomal large subunit biogenesis. The record is from RefSeq and is a predicted model, not a curated record. Bases 1 to 699 code for a protein of 232 amino acids. Lineage: Eukaryota; Fungi; Ascomycota; Sordariomycetes; Sordariales; Sordariaceae. The transcript has 2 exons.
AUGGGCAGAGAACUCCAGAAGCGCAAGAAGCGCUCGUCUCGCGCCAAGGUCCAGACGCAUACCAUCAAGAAGAAGCACUUGAACCCCCAGGGCAGCGGUAUCGUUGCCAAGGCCUGGAACAAGAAGGAAACCCUCUCACAAAACUACUCCCGCUUCGGUCUCGUCGCCAAGCUCGGCACCGCCGCCGGCGGCAUGGCCAAGAAGUCCGCCGCCGCCAACUACGCCGGCAUCACCAAGGAUGAUCCUUUGGCCGUCAAGUCGGCCGAUCGCGGCCUGCUCGAGGUCCGCGAGGUCAAAGUCGAGCGUGACGCCUCGGGCAAGAUCGUCAAGGUCCUGCGCUCGGACAACCCGCUCAACGACCCGCUCAACGAGAUCGAGUCCGACUCCGAAUCCGAGGAACCCAAGCCCAAGAACCCAACCCACGAUAUCGAAUGGCACGGCAUCAGCGACGACCGCCAGGAGAUGAUUGCCCAGAGCAGUCGGCCCGAGGUGGUCCGGAUGCUCGAGGAGGAGGCGUCGCGCCCUGUGGAGAAGACGGUGCGCUACCAGAGCGACCGCGAGCUAGAAUGGCUGCAGCGGCUAGUGGCUAAGCACGGCGACGAUGUAGCUGCCAUGGUGCGCGACAUCAAGUUAAACCCGAUGCAGCAGACCAAGGGCGACAUUACCAAGCGGUUGAAGAAGGCUGGCUUGUUGCAGUAA